UUGAUGCACAGCCACCACUGAAACAAUGUCUCGCAACCCCCCGCAACCCCUGGCCACCAUUCCCAAGGCCGAUGAGAUCGUCCCCAUGGUCAAGCGCAUCCUCGCGACCCAGCGCGCCGCCCGCGAACAUGCCGCCGCGACCACCCCCCCUGCGGAGGCCACAUUCGCCAGCGUCAUUGCACCAUUCCUUGCGGCUGACGACAGUACGCAAGGAGAAACUGGGGUUUUCACCCUGCUCCGCUUCUCCGGACCGGACAAGGCCACUCGGGAAGCCGUCGAGGAGGGGUUGAGGCUCUGGUCCGCGUCGACGGCGGAGAGGUUGCGGAUGACGGAAGUGUAUCGCCUGAUUCAGGCUGUCAGGGACAGGAACGAGGAGCUGGGAUACGAAGAGCAGAGGAUCUUGGAGGAUCUGUGGUUGGAUUAUCGCGAGGCCGGGCAUGGCACUCUCGAUGAUGAGGGAAUUGCGGUUUAUCUGCAACGGAGGGAGAGGGUUGAGAAGUUAAAGGAGGAUUUCCGGCGGAACUUGUAUCAAGGGGGCGGCGGGUUGUGGUUUGACGAAGCAGAGUUGGAGGGCGUUCCGUUACAGGAGACGGAGAAGUGGAAACUUGGGAGAGAGGACGUGUCGGAGGAAAGAGGGAAGAGGUUCGUGACGUUAGAGAGGGCGGACUAUGAUGCUGUCUUGCGGCACGCACGCGACCCUGACACGAGGAGGCGGAUGUAUGUGGCGUCCGACAACAGGUUCCCGGAGAACGUGCCGCUUUUCAAAGAGAUGCUGGUGUUGAGAGACGAGAAUGCGAGGUUAUUGGGGUACAAGAGCCACGCGGACUUCCGCAUGGAGAGGAAGAUCGCGCCGUCAACGGAAUGGGUAGAGGGGUUCCUUGGGCGGCUGAGGGAGGAGCUGAUGCCGAGAGGGAGAGAGGAGAUGAAGAGGCUUGAGGCAAAGAAAAGGGAGCAUCUCAAGGAACUUGGCGGCUUGACUGCGGGCUCGGAAGACGAAGCGAAGGUUUUGCCGUGGGAUUUUGAGUAUUACACUCGUCUUCUCGAGGAGGAGGCCGACGUCGACCAAAAGAGUAUCGCAGAGUACUUCCCACUGCGGCAUACGUUGUCCGCAAUGCUGGGUCUCUUCACCGUUUUCUUGGGGCUGGAGUUCGUCUCGAUCCCCGAAGAGGACCUGGCUGGGAAGGUCUGGGACAAGGGGGUGGAGGUUUGGAGUGUCUGGGAAGGGAGGGGGGAGAGGAAGGGGGAGUUCGUGGGAUACCUUUAUGCUGAUAUCCUCUGGAGAGAGGGCAAGUAUCGGACUGCGUGCAAUGUCAACUUGCAAUGUGGAUAUGUCAAGGAGGAUGGCAGCAGAGUAUACCCCGCAACGGUCCUCAUGUGCGCCUUUCAACCCCCGACGGCAGCUUCAUGUGCGUUGUUGAAGCACCGCGAGGUGGUGACCUUGUUCCACGAACUCGGCCAUGGUCUCCAUGACCUCGUCAGCAGGACGCAGCACACCCGAUUCCACGGCACGCGCGUGGCGCCCGAUUUCGGCGAGGCGCCCAGCACGAUGCUGGAGAAGUGGUGCUGGAUGCCUGACGAGCUGGUCAAGAUGAGCCGGCAUUACACGCGGGUGAACCCGGCGUACAUGUCGAAAUGGAGAGAGGACCAUCCUGCCGGCGGGGAGCCGCCACCGGAAAAGAUCCCGGAAGCCCUUGUGGCGAGGUUGGUAGAGAGCCGGGAGUUGAAUCGUGGACUGUGGUUUCUACGGCAGCUGGUCUUUGCGAUGUUUGACAUGGCUGUCAAUAACCAAGAAUCCACCAAGGCUUUGAGCGAACUUGACUUCGUCAAGUUCUUCAACGACCUCCAGGACUGCCUUACCUUGAGGCCUAACCCAGAUAAACGGGGCUAUGGACUUGUUCAUUCCACACAUCUCAUCGCGCUUUACGACGCGGGAUACUACGCUUAUCUAAGCGCCCAAGCAUUCGCGGCAGACUUUUUCGAGACGUGCUUCGCCCGGGACCCUCGCAGUCCGGAGGCGUGGGACAGGUACCGGCGACAGAUCCUGGAGUGCGGCGGUAGUAGGAACGCGAUGGAGAUGAUGACGGAGUUCCUCGGCCGGGAACCUGGCCCGGGUGCCCUGCUGCAGAGUCUUGGCUCAACGAAGGAAGACAAAAAACCUCUGGGCUCUUGAAUUUGCGCUGGGAUUCUGUCGACUGGAAACUGGACUCCACUGUUUUGGUUCUCCGGCCUGCGCUUGGUUGGUUAUACUGGUAUCCCAAUUGUGGUCUGGAAUCCCCAAAUUGACGACGUUCAAGCAUCUCAAGACGAUGGCUCUAGUUGAGUAUGGGAUGGGACUCAAAUGGCCAAACUUAGGAGAUGAUCUCAGUACAUUUCUAGUCGCAAGAUACACAGAUCAUUUCUGAACAGAUACUCCGACAAACUGGUACGUCUUCUUGAGGUGGCUCCGCAGUUGGACCGGAUGGGAGAACACUUCAUUUUGCCUCAUUUCGUGGUACUAAAGUUGGAACAUCACGUAUGAGACCACUUAGGCAAGUGAAUGCCUAUUUGAUGAGAAUAGUCAAAGUUACAGUGCUUGGUAGAUGGCAAAAACCGCCGGACACUUCAUGUUUCCCGUUGCCGGCAGACGCGGGGAAGGGGCUUACCAACCACGAAACGGCCGAUGGACCACUUUUCGUCUUCCG
Messenger RNA from Colletotrichum destructivum, 2681 nucleotides. RefSeq names its product Putative peptidase M3A/M3B catalytic domain, neurolysin/Thimet oligopeptidase, domain 2. Gene Ontology annotation, molecular function: metalloendopeptidase activity. Gene Ontology annotation, cellular component: mitochondrial intermembrane space. The transcript is spliced from 5 exons. Bases 26 to 2170 code for a protein of 714 amino acids. NCBI's taxonomy places the organism in Eukaryota, Fungi, Ascomycota, Sordariomycetes, Glomerellales, Glomerellaceae. Gene Ontology annotation, biological process: proteolysis; peptide metabolic process. The record is from RefSeq and is a predicted model, not a curated record.